AUUUUCAACCAAGGCUGUGAACCCUGAAGCCUUGUCUGGACCCUUCUCAUAAAGGUGAUGACAACGCCCAGCGCCUCAUGCUCUCCAGGAAUGACGAAAAACGAAACCAAAAAUGCUCACGUUGUAAGGUGCAAAUCGCAUCGGAUCAUCGGUUGAUACAUUUUUUUCGGUACAGCAAAACGUGGCACUCAAUGACCAAGACAGCGGAGACCAAGGGCAAGGCGCUCAAGGCCUUCGAGCUCACAUGGGUCAUAUACGACCCAACAGACCGUUUCGGCGUCAUCAUGGCGCUCUUCACUCUCUCGCCAGUAUUCGUGACGCUCAUGCAUGUGACGCUCGUCACCUUCCAGCGCGACUUGGACAGCGUCAGUAUGUUUCUUGGCCAGGUCAUUAGUGAAGUGAUCAACAAGAUCCUCAAGAAGACAAUUAACCAGCAGCGACCGGAUGGCGCACGUAUGAGUGGCUCCGGAAUGCCCUCAGCCCAUUCGCAGUUCAUCUCGUAUUUUGCCUCCUACGCCGUCGCCUAUACGUACUCGAGGUUGAACGCACACCGCUACAUCGAGCAGUGGAUCACUAUCGCCGGCUGUAUUUUCCUUGCUGCGUUCACUUGCUACUCUCGAGUGCGCUUGGGCUAUCACACGAAGGACCAAGUUGCCGUGGGUGCAAUUGUCGGAACGAUUGUCGGCUUCAGCUGGCAUUCGCUAGUUUCAACGGUGUCGCCAUGGUUAUUCCCACUCAUCGUCCAGUCGCGACUCGCUCAGUUCUUCUACUUGCGUGACAUCUCCCAUAUUCCCGAUCUCAUCGUGUACCAGCACGAACUCUGCUACUCGACAGCCGCAGCCUUCAAAAUUAAGUUCCUAUAG
Messenger RNA from Phytophthora infestans T30-4, 863 nucleotides. Its product is annotated as dolichyldiphosphatase 1, putative. NCBI's taxonomy places the organism in Eukaryota, Oomycota, Peronosporomycetes, Peronosporales, Peronosporaceae. Gene Ontology annotation, biological process: protein N-linked glycosylation; lipid biosynthetic process. The record is from RefSeq and is a predicted model, not a curated record. The transcript is spliced from 5 exons. Gene Ontology annotation, molecular function: dolichyldiphosphatase activity. Gene Ontology annotation, cellular component: endoplasmic reticulum membrane; intracellular membrane-bounded organelle. The coding region runs from base 192 to 863 and encodes 223 amino acids.